AUGUCCGCAAUCUGUGCUGGUGGUUACAACAUCCAGGGGUUGCCGUGCGGCGUUGUACACUUUGAUAGUGGGAUGGACGGGGAUGAUGAUAUGGGCCAAAAUCCAACAUGGUGUUUGUGGAGUUGCCAGUCUUGCUUGGAUGAAGCCAUUUGGCAAACCCGAUCCCCAUGGACCCUUAAUCCGACGACGAACCACGAGGAUGGUUAGAACCCGCGUACAAUAUGUAAGCACUUCAUCAAAAAGGGUCAUGAAACCAUGAAACCCAAUCCUUCGGAACCCUUUCAUCACACGGACCAGUAAGAUUGGGGAUUAGAUGUGCUCUCUUAGCGAUCAGUCACCGGAGCAAAUCAGAUCAUGCCUUUAUCUAUCCCUCCAUUAUCGAACUACAAAAAUCACCCCUUAUCAAAAUCACAAAAUCAUUAUCAC
Messenger RNA from Podospora pseudocomata, 426 nucleotides. RefSeq lists its product as uncharacterized. The record is from RefSeq and is a predicted model, not a curated record. NCBI's taxonomy places the organism in Eukaryota, Fungi, Ascomycota, Sordariomycetes, Sordariales, Podosporaceae. The transcript has 4 exons. Bases 1 to 207 code for a protein of 68 amino acids.